This is a messenger RNA of Pyrenophora tritici-repentis Pt-1C-BFP, 330 nucleotides long. The record is from RefSeq and is a predicted model, not a curated record. NCBI's taxonomy places the organism in Eukaryota, Fungi, Ascomycota, Dothideomycetes, Pleosporales, Pleosporaceae.
AUGACAUCGCCACCAUCGCACAAGGGGAAACUUGCUAUGCCUAACCUCGCCGUAGUGGUUGUGUUGUUUGCCAACACCCUCUCGUUCCAAUCUUGCACACCGAGCACGCGACUGCAAGAAGUUGCUGGAAAGAGCCAAGCAUUUAGUGGCAAUCUGGAUGCAGACAGAGUGGAACGUAUGACGAAUGUUGUGAGCCCCAACUGUCUUUGGCCCAACUGCUUCCCGGUCUGGUUGAAAAUCCAUAACACCACGAAACCAUGUCGUGUGCCGUCCGACCCUGCUCCACUUCCCGAGCCCAUCGUCGACCCCAGGAACCUGAAGCCUUUUUAG